CAUGGAGAAAGAAAAUAAUGUAAAAACAAAUACUACUUCAAUUGGAAAUGGAAAUUCGAGCUCCAACACCAUGUUUGAUAUCGAAAAAGAUUAUUCGUUAAGUUUUUUAUUAGAAACAAUGUUUGGUGUUGAUGAACAUCAAGAUUGUUAUAAUACUACAACUAGUUCCAUUUUCGAUUUGCUAAUGUUUCCAUCUCAACAGCAACGUUUUAUUACUUGUUCAUCACUUCCAGAAUCAUCAUCAAUAUUAUCUGAUCAUUUGAUUAGUAAUGUCGUCCCAGUAAUACCAAAUUUAUCGUCGAUUUCUUCAUCAUCAACUGAAUUACCUGCUCAUGAAGAUCAUCAACACAAGUAUAAGAAACAGUUAAAACCUAAUAAGAAGAAGCAAAAGGGCAAAAAAGAGCCAAGAUUUGCAUUCAUGACAAAGAGUGAAGUUGAUCAUUUGGAUGAUGGUUUUAGAUGGAGGAAAUAUGGACAAAAAGCAGUAAAAAAUAGCCCCUUUCCAAGAUUUAAAAUUACAAAUUCUACGAACACUUUCGAUUGUGGAUGCAGGAGCUACUAUCGUUGCACAACAUCAUCAUGUGGUGUGAAAAAGAGAGUAGAAAGAUCAAUUCAAGAUACUUCAAUAGUUGUUACAACUUAUGAAGGUGUACACACACAUCCAUGCCCUUUAACGCCACGUGGAUGGGUCGGAGUUCAGCCGGUAACCACCACCUAUGGUGGCCGCGUUGGUGGUGGUGAUAGUGGAGGAAGAAGUCAUUAUGGUGAUUAUUCCUCUUCCUUAUUUUCAACUAAUAAUUCACUGCAAGAAAAAAGGUUUUGGAAUUCUUCUAAUUCCUCUUUGGCUAAAGAUGAUCAUGGACUUCUUCAAGAUAUGGUGUCAUCACGUAUGAGAAGUGAUCUUAUAGAAGAGUAGGAAAAACGAGUACGAUUUAUAUAGUCGAUCUCAAUUUAUUUGAAACGUUUUUAGCUAAGUUAAUAGUAGCAAGUUCUUUUAUUAAAUGGUGUUAUUUUUUUUCAUGUUGUAGAAUUCUUUGUAGUAAAAUAAUUUUGUCUUUCAUCAAAUCUAUCUCAUUUUACUCAUUUAUCACUUCAACAAAAACAA
Molecule: messenger RNA, 1105 nt
Organism: Solanum tuberosum (potato)
Lineage: Eukaryota; Viridiplantae; Streptophyta; Magnoliopsida; Solanales; Solanaceae
Product: probable WRKY transcription factor 48
Exons: 3
Coding region: 2-916 (304 amino acids)
Biological process (GO): regulation of DNA-templated transcription
Molecular function (GO): sequence-specific DNA binding; DNA-binding transcription factor activity
Source: RefSeq, a predicted model, not a curated record